CAGAGCCGCUGCUGCCGACAGCCCGUCCCUCCCCGACCGGCCCCCUGCCGUGCUCGGGGUGGCGGGGCCAGGCCCGGGGGCUGACGUUUGGGCUGAUCUGAUUGAUAACCAAGUUUUUAAUCUUCCAGUCUGCAGCUCCUGCUGCGUCACCCCUCCGGCUGCUGGGAGUGGUAUGGUCCCCGCGGAUCCCUGGCGGUGUGGGAAGCGGUCGCUCCACUGCUCCGCGGAGAGCCGCUGGGACCGCCGGCGAGGGGCGGCCCCGCUAGACAUGGGCCUGCGGCUGCCGCUGCGCAGGAGUGCCAGCUUCACCCCGGAGCACCCUGCCCUCCUGGAGGUGCCCGGCCCCGCCGCCCUCAAAAUGGAAGCAAACGUGCUCGUUAUGGGAGCGGACAACGUGGGGAAGUCAGCUUUGACUGUGCGUUUCCUCACCAGGCGUUUUAUCGGGGAGUACGGAGACAUGGAAUUCAUCUACAGCCAUAACCUGACCGUGGACGGCCGAGAGAUUCUCUUCCACAUCUGGGAUGUCCCGUAUUCACAGGACCAGGCAGAUGAGGGUUCUUCAGAGGAAAAGCGAAUCCAGUGGGCAGACAGCUUUGUCCUGGUCUACAGCAUCUGUGACCGUGCCAGCUUCAACAUCCUGCCCCUCAAAGUCCAGUUCAUCAAGGCAGCCAAGGAGGGUCUGAGCCAGGAGAAGGUGCCCAUCGUCAUCGUGGGCAACAAACGAGACCUGCACCACCAAAGGGUGGUGUCCAGCGAGGAGGGCCGGCUCCUGGCCCUCUCUUUGGACUGUGGUUUCUAUGAGGUCUCAGCCGCUGAGGCCUAUCAUGGGGCCCUCAUGGUCUUCCACGGACUGGCUGAGCGUAUCCCUGACACCAGACUGGCACUGAAAAAGGGUACCAGGAUCCGUGGCAUUGUCAAGAGCAUGUCGGCUGUGUUUGCCCGUAAAAGAACAGACUCUCUCUGAGCUAUGGCAAGUGCGCUGCCCCUCUGUGCGCUGCCAGCUGGGCUUACGCAGUGCUGGCUGGACUGUGCCUCCUCCCUGGGUACCUGUGGAAACGGGUGUGCAUGUGAUAAGUACGAUGCUUUCCUUGAUUACAUCCCAAUGUCAGGAUCUAGGUUUCCAGCCGUAUAUGGUCAGUGCAGCCAAGGACUUUAGGGCCUUUCUGUAGCAAUGGGGAUAAGACCCCCCAGUAGGCCUGGGAUCCGUUGCACAUCAUGGGAAGCUAUGAAUCCCCCCAGCCCUGCCCCUGUGCUCACUGUUGAGGUGCCUCCUUGGUUUGAUUCAGCUGCAUUUUCCUAGUCAUGUCUGACAUGUCAUUAUUUAGCACACAGUCUCUGCAGGCCCCCAUGAGGCUCUUGGCUCUAUGGUGGGACACGCUUUGGGGCAGAAUCUCUCCUCUUUGCCAUACAAGGUUUUUAGGUGCCUACUGCUUUCUCCUUCUUUCCUCCAGUGCUGGAAAACACCAGGUGAUUUUGCUGCUACUCCAGGCAGCAUUGGAGCUUCCUCAGUGUCUUCUAUGGGAAGCUGCCUCGACUGUUGGUGAGCAGAGGGGAUGCACUGCUUCUGUCUGGUAGCACUGCCCUGUCCCCCUGCUCUUAUCCUGAGUCCUGGCAGUGCUCUUUCUGCAGGAUUCCUGUUACUUCUAUCUGUGAUACUUGUCAGGGUCCCCUUUUCUGUAAUCCUUGAUCUGCUCUCACUUUUCUGUUGAUUCUUACACCCAACUAGCUGGCAAGAUGGGGAUUUCUCCGUUGAACGCCUGCUGGUGCUGAGCUGGCUGUGGAAUAACCAGCAGUUCCCGCGUGUGCAUAGCAGUGUUCGAGUCUCUCCAAUCCUGCAUUAUCGACUGACCCUGAAGGACCUCAGCAAGGAUCCUCUGGCCUCCGGUCCCGUCUGCCUUUUCUCCGCGAUUCCAGGCAGUGCUGUGCUUUGGAACUGUGAGUCCCCCUGCCAGCGGUCCUCCCCCCACAGCCUUUCAGUGAGUGCAGAUGUUUCCCUUGUUCAAAUGGUGUAUAGACUGUGCAUGGGAAAAUCAGUUGUGUGGCUCAUUCACAGGAUGUGGUAUUGUAUAGUACAGCUCAUAAACCCAGUCCUUCCGUAAAAGCCAUGUCUGUCUAUCCCUGGAGAUGAAAGGAGGUUGGGAAAAGGGACACUGGCUCAUCCCCGAACCUGCCACUGCAGGAAGGCAUUUCCCUGCCUCUCCGCCAUACCCUUCACCACUGCCUUGCAAGGCCCCUGGUGUGCCUGGGAAUGCUGUGUGUAGGAACAGGGUUUGUGUGUGUGAUGAAGACAGUGAUUUCUCUAUUAAUCUCCCACUGUAAAUAGAAUAAAACUUUUUGGGCAGAAAGCCCCUGGCUCUU
Dromaius novaehollandiae (emu) is the source of this 2358-nucleotide messenger RNA. RefSeq names its product ras-related and estrogen-regulated growth inhibitor-like protein. Bases 173 to 964 code for a protein of 263 amino acids. Gene Ontology annotation, molecular function: GTPase activity; GTP binding. The transcript is spliced from 4 exons. The record is from RefSeq and is a predicted model, not a curated record. Lineage: Eukaryota; Metazoa; Chordata; Aves; Casuariiformes; Dromaiidae.